Ectocarpus sp. CCAP 1310/34 is the source of this 2736-nucleotide messenger RNA. Lineage: Eukaryota; Phaeophyceae; Ectocarpales; Ectocarpaceae. The record is from the annotation of a GenBank genome assembly.
UUUGGUUACAUACACCUCGCCAUUGGCUGGAAGGAGUUGAAAAUACAUUGAAGGGCUAACAAUAUAUAGAAUAGUGCCGAGCAGGAAAAUACUAUCAGCUGUCAAAGAGGUGUUCGUUAGGAGUGUACUAUUCGAUAUACUCGUAGCAUAGCAUGGGGGUGCAAAGGUUUGCAGAAGAGUUGGCUGCAGAGUACGGCGUUGAGUGGGGGAAGAGUGUGCCCUUGCCUGUGAGCGUGAAGCUCACCGACUUUGACGAAAACGAAGCGUGUGCUGAUGUCCCGUUUCGCGAGUUGGUAGGAUCCCUAAUGUGGUUGGCCACUCAAACCAGGCCGGACAUCGCGAAUGCAGUACGAGCAGUAGCGCGGUAUUGCGCGUCUCCCCAGAUGGUGCAUUGGAAGGCAGCACUUGGUAUUUUAGGGUACGUGCGUUGGACGAGUUGGAUGGGGAUUACAUUUGAGAGGGGAGUGGUCACUGGCAUGAGCUUGCAGGUGUUUGUGGAUGCCGACUAUGCAAGCAAGGCAGCAGACCGUAGGUCGGUCUCAGGAGGACUAGUGAUGUGUGGGGGUGGGUGUGUGACUUGGUUUUCGAGGACGCAGAAGUGCGUUACACUCUCCACAACGGAAGCAGAGUAUGUGGCAAUUGCCGACGUCUUGAAGGGAGUGCUUUUCUUGAGGCAGGGUUGGCGUUUUAUGUUGCCAGAUGCAGGUAUGCCGUGCAUUCCGGUCUUCGAGGAUAAUCAGGGAGCGAUUCAGAUUGCGCAAAACCCGAUCACGAACUCAAACUCGAAGCACAUCGAUGUACGGCAUCACUUUAUCAGGGAACUGGUAAUGAGGAAGGAGAUUUCGAUUACGCACGUGACGUCAGAGUUUCAGCAUGCAGAUUUCUUGACGAAGGCUAUUAGCAAGGAAUCUUUUGCGUUGCACAGAUACUUCGUGAUGAAUUUGCACCGACGCACGGUCCAGUAUCGCACCGACACACAGCGCGGCCUGCACACCGCCACACGCCAGCAGUGUAUGCCCUACCGGUGGAGCAUGGCUCGACUAGCGCUCGCAUAUCUCGCGGCUCUUCGAACCGUGUCUGCUGUUACCAUCGAGGCGAACACCCGUGCGGCUUUCGUUAGAGCCCCGCUGUCAAUCCCUUCAACGAGGUCGUAUGGCAGCACUAGGAGGUCAUGGCACAGCAGGACCUCGCGCUCACGCAGUUGCACCAGCAGAGUCCGAAGGUACUGCGCUGCGGCAACGCCGGGGGAGGGCGCUGAGGACGAUUCCUCCCAAGAUCCUGUCGAAGGUUCCGGUGGAGGGAAGGACGCAGGCGCUGGGGACGAAGGAGGAGAAGAGGAGGGGAAGACGAUAGCUGACAUCACAGCCCCGGUGGCGAACAACGCAGACCACAUGGUGUCGGCGGUGGCCGGUAACGGCCAGGUCGUGGCUCGGGCGGUGACCGCGCGGAAUCUGCUGCAGGAUGCCCUUAUCCGGCAAGAUCUGUACCCGUUGGCAGCGGACGCGUUGGGGAGGGUCAUGGUCUGCACAAUGCUCAUGGCCGGUGGCCUGAAAGAUCGGGAGACGUUCCAGCUCACGUUCAGUGGCAGUGGGCCGCUGGGGGGCGUCGUGGCGAUCAGCGACGGGGAGGGGGGGGUGAGGGGUUACGUGACCAACGGAAAGGUGGAACUCCCCCUGAAGGACAACGGGAACCAAGACGUGGCUCAAGGAAUAGGGGAAGGUCUACUGAAGGUCGUGAGGAAUCACCCCGACUACCAGAGACCAUACACGGGCAUCACCGCCCUCAAGACGGGAGAGGUGGCCUACGACGCCGCGUCCUACCUGGCGGAAUCCGAGCAGAAGUCGUGCGCCAUCGCUGCCGGCUGCUUCGUUACGGAUGCGCUGGUCCGACAGGCGGGGGGAUACAUGCUGGAGACUCUGCCCGAAGCUUCUGAGGAGACGGAGAAGGCCGUGAUCAACAACAUCGCGAAGCUUCUCGCAAGGUCAUCGGAUCCCAGCGACCUCAUGGGUAGAGGGAUGACACCGAUAAGCAUCGUGGAAUCUCUGCUCGAGGGCUUGGGGGGGGUGGGGGCGAUCACCUACAAGCGACCGGAGUUCUUGUGCCACUGCUCCGACGAGAGAGUCUACACCGCGCUCAAGCUCCUAGAAAAGACAGAGGUCGAAGAGCUGGUGAAGAAGGACGAGGCGAUAGAAGUCAAGUGCGAGUUCUGCGGCAAAUUGUACCGACUAUCCGCCGAAGACGUAGUGAAAGAGCUCAAGUUGACACCUUUGCAGGACCCCUGAGUCGGCCAUACCUACUUCGCUAUUAAGCUUAGCAGGCAGCACGAUGACAAUUUGUGUUGUGGGUGUUGCUUUACCUACUUGCCUCCCUGCCUACCUGACCUACGGCGUGUGGAUGAAACGGGACGUGUGCGGUAGCAUAUAGCUUUUAGUACAGGCUCCUCAUGUACCGGUUGUCGUGUUGGGGGGCCCGUUGGUCUGUAAGGUCUCGCGUGUGUCUGCUUUAGACUAUGCAGCGCCUGUCCCUAUUUUCCACGUUAUGCAGUUUUUGAAUGAAUGUGUCAAAUGUGUCAUUCAUUGUGCAGUCCGGUGACGCUGACAGUCAGUGUUCAUCUAUUUGGAUGGUCUGUAGACUAGCUACAGCGGGUACACCAAUAUGAUGUUAAGAUGAUUAAAAAAUGAUGGUGCAGCUAUCCUGCCGUACUGACUCUCCAGGCAUCUCGCAGACCACCGAGAC